AAAACGAAGAAGAACCGUCGCCGUGACGUCACUUCCGGGUAUUUCCAGUCUGCACAACACUUGGGCGGCUCGCUUCUCUGAGCUCUUCUGAAUCUUCUCAGCUUUUCCCCAGGAGCGUCACACGUUUUGUCGGCGCGGUGAAAACUGUGGGACCGCUUAGCAAGGACUAGGGUUUUGGCGUCCAGAUGGGGAACAGCGCGCUCAAGUCCCACCUGGAGAUGUCCCAGAAGACGGGAGUGUUCCAACUGACUGGACGAAGCCUUCAGGAGUUUCCUGAGGAGCUUCAACGGCUCACCUCCAACCUGAGAACUCUUGACCUGUCAGACAACAAACUGGAAUCACUUCCCCCUUUCAUAGGAAACUUUGCACAGCUCAGAAGUUUGACACUCAACUCCAACCGACUGGGUGGACUUCCCACCGAGAUUGGGAAUCUGAAGAAACUGGAGACUCUGAGUCUCAGCACCAACCGGAUCCAGCAGCUGCCUCCAACCCUGGACCACCUCAAAGCCCUGCGGACCCUCAUUCUGGCAGGGAACCGUAUUUCGGAGUUCCCCAAGGGACUGGGGGGCCUGAGACAGCUGGACCUGCUAGAUUUGUCCCGCAACCAAAUUCAGAGUGUCCCAUCAUACGUGUCGGAGCUGCAGGCCAUUGAAAUCAACCUCAACCAGAAUCAGAUCUCAGUGGUGGCAGAAGAAGUGUCGCGAUGUCCUCGUCUUAAAGUCCUGCGAGUGGAAGAAAACUGUCUGGACUUGUCCUCCAUUCCUUUGUCCAUCCUCAGCCAGUCCCACGUGUCUCUCUUCUCUGUGGAGGGAAACCUCUUUGAGGUCAAGAGUCUGCGGGACCUGGACGGAUACGACAAGUACAUGGAGCGUUUCACCGCCAACAGGAAGAAGUUUGCCUGAAAGCCACUUCCUGAGGACACAAGUGGGCGGGGCCAAUGUUUUCCCAGCAGAAAGGAAACACUUAGACGUGUCAUCAGCUGACCUGUCAUGGCGGCCCACGUUGCCAUAGCGAUGCGCUUGUUGCAGCCGGCAAAAACAGGAAGUGAAGCGAGCAGCGAUUAGACACUUCAUGUGGAAGAUGAUGUCAUCAUGUGACGCCAAUGACGUGAGAAUGGAAGUAAGCCCCUCCCCUCCCCUCCCACGUGCUGGCUUUGUCUCCACUGUCAAGCUAGCCACAUUAAUAAAUGAACUUUCGAAAUAAAAGCAUACAUUUGAAGGAAUAAAGUAGUUUAUCUCCGACAUAAA
This is a messenger RNA of Nerophis lumbriciformis (worm pipefish), 1247 nucleotides long. RefSeq names its product leucine rich repeat containing 57 (gene lrrc57). Gene Ontology annotation, molecular function: protein binding. Lineage: Eukaryota; Metazoa; Chordata; Actinopteri; Syngnathiformes; Syngnathidae. Gene Ontology annotation, cellular component: cytoplasm. The record is from RefSeq and is a predicted model, not a curated record.